AUGGUUAGAUGUGCAUCAGAAAAUCAAGAAAAAUUCAAAACUGGCUUUUAUUUCGAGAUGCUCAACUAUUUGGUUUCAACAGUUUCGGCACUUAUAACUAUAUUUUUACUUUUAUUGUCAUUUUGAAAUUGAAAAGGGUGGCUUUGGAUUUGUUUAAUCGCACUUGCUCUUUUGUUCUUAGGCUUUUGUUAUUGCAAAGUUCGAUCAUAUAUUAAGGCACUAUCAGCAUCGAAUAUAGAUAGCCCAGAAAGGUAUUAUGAGAAAAUUUGCAGAUGGUGCAUUUGAAUGAACUCCAUGAAGAGAUGGGGAAGUGAAUCAGGAGUUACUUGAUGACUAUUUUAA
Blepharisma stoltei is the source of this 342-nucleotide messenger RNA. The record is from the annotation of a GenBank genome assembly. NCBI's taxonomy places the organism in Eukaryota, Ciliophora, Heterotrichea, Heterotrichida, Blepharismidae.